Molecule: messenger RNA, 2274 nt
Organism: Penicillium salamii
Lineage: Eukaryota; Fungi; Ascomycota; Eurotiomycetes; Eurotiales; Aspergillaceae
Source: the annotation of a GenBank genome assembly
AUGGGAACCAACCCUGCCGCAACCGUCGCGACCUCUAUGAUAAACACGUUUCAAUCAAUCAGGUUCGGGCUUAUGGUGGGGAUUGGCGGCGGAAUUCCGCCAAAAGUCAAUCUGGGUGAUGUUGUGGUCAGUCAACCUGUUGCUGACUAUCAUGGGGUUAUUCAAUGGGAUAUGGGGAAGCUGGAAUGGGAUGGGCGGUUUGUCCGCACGGGCUCGCUGAAUCGACCCCCGAACACGCCACUCAACGCGUCGAACCUGCUAAAAAGUAACCAUGAGAUGUACGGAUCACAGAUAAAUGAGUAUCUGGAUGACGUGGAAAAGAGAUUCCCGCGGCUAACGCCAAGAUAUACGAGGUGUGAGGCCUUCCAGGACCCAUUAUUGGUAUCCGAGAUAUCCCAGACGCCGAGGGAAGUCUAUUUCCUGUCUUGGUUGUGGCAGGCGAUCAUUGCAAGUAUCGCAUAUCUUCUUGGUUCAUGGGCCAUUAAUUCGGUAAAAUCGGAGAAGGUGCGGUUAACAGAUAAGGCAGAGGGUGCAAGGGCCCCAAGAGAAGUCAGGGUUCACUAUGGCCUGAUCGCAUCCGGGAAUAAAGUGGUUAAGGAUUCACAAUCGCGAGACCUCCUUGACAAAUUAUUUGGCGGGCACUUGCUAUGCGUGGAGAUGGAGGCAGCUGGCCUCAUGAACGAUUUCCCAUGUAUUGUUAUCCGAGGCAUUUGUGACUAUGCGGACUCGGGAAAAGAGAAGGCCUGGCAAGAAUAUGCUGCAGCCGUGGCCGCUGCCUACGCAAAGGAACUUCUCGGAUGUGUGCAGCCCAGUGAUGUUGAUGCCGAGGAUCCAGCAAAGGCCAUAUUGGAAAAGGUCCAAGAACAGAUUGAAUGCGUACAGCAGACAACAGCUGCAACAAGGGUCACUACUGAUUCCAUCAGAUCUGACCUUCAUACCAAUAAGAUCAAGCGCUGGCUUUGUCCCCCGGAUCCAUCUUCAAACGCCAGCCAUGCCAGGGAGCUCCGUCAUGAGGGGAGCGUGUGGCUGCUCGAAUCCCCCGUUUUCCAAGCGUGGCACUCGGGAUCACGUCGACAGUUAUGGCUGCACGGGCUCGCGGGGUGUGGAAAGUCGGUUCUUAGUACGACUGUGCUUGAUCAUCUCGCGAAAAGAGACGACAAUCUUAUCCUCAGCUUCUUCUUUGACUUUAGUGACGUCGCAAAACAGACAUUGGAAGGCAUGCUGCGCUCGCUGGCUUUCCAACUUUACGACGGCGAGGUGGAGUCUGCUAAUCAUCUCGAUACUUUGUUCCAGGCACACCGAAAUGGCAGCGACCAACCUACGACCAAGGUGCUCUGGAGUAUUGUUUUCAGGAUGCUCGUCGCCCAGAGGAAGGUCUAUAUUGUUCUGGACGCAUUGGAUGAAUCGAAAACAAGGGAAGAUGUGCUCGAGUGGAUCAGGGAUAUGGUGUCCAGGCCAGAGUUGGUCCAUGUUCAGUUGCUUCUUACCGGUCGACCCGAAUCCGAGUUUCUGCGCGACAUUCCCCCCUUAAUAGGAAAGGAAAACAGUCUGGGACUUGAUAAGAAAGCCGUCAACUCCGAUAUCCGAUCGUGGGUCACAGCACAACUUUCUCAACGGCGUGAUUUUACAGAGAAGCCCUUGUCCCAGAAUGUUCUAGAAGGGAUCCGGACAAAGGUUGGCGAUGGCGCCGACGGGAUGUUUCGAUGGGCAUUCUGUCAAUUGGAUACCUUGGCUCGAUGUCCUCACGAGGAAGCUAUGGAGGAGGCUCUUCAAUCUUUGCCGCGGGAUCUCGAUAAGACAUACGAGCGCAUGUUUGAAAACAUACCAACGAAGCUAAAAAACGACGCUAUACGCCUUCUACAAUUCCUAGUGCACUCCAAGCGACCUCUGACAUUAGCUGAAGUUAAAGAAGUUAUAGCGACAAAGAUUGAGUACGACUCGCGAGGCUUUUACAUGAAACGUCGAUUAUUUUGCGAGACUGAUAUUUUGGCAUACUGUCCUAGCUUAGUGACAGUCGUUCAGGCCGAUGUUAAAGAGUUACAUCUUGCCCAUUUUUCUGUGAAAGAGUAUCUUCUGGAACAUGAUUAUUUCAGGGCUAUGACUGCCAGCGUUUCCAUCACGAUGACAUGCUUGACAUAUCUUACGGAUAUAGACGGCAGCGAAAGGGAGAUGAAGGAGCAUUUUCCGAUGGCAAGAUAUGCGGCUGAAAAUUGGACAUCCCAUGCUGCGUCGACUCAGACCGACGGAGAGAUUAUGGGAAUAACAUCAACGUGA